This is a messenger RNA of Armigeres subalbatus, 2713 nucleotides long. RefSeq lists its product as uncharacterized. The record is from RefSeq and is a predicted model, not a curated record. Lineage: Eukaryota; Metazoa; Arthropoda; Insecta; Diptera; Culicidae. Gene Ontology annotation, biological process: proteolysis. The coding region runs from base 35 to 2713 and encodes 892 amino acids. The transcript is spliced from 3 exons. Gene Ontology annotation, molecular function: nucleic acid binding; aspartic-type endopeptidase activity; zinc ion binding.
UCGCGAGGAAAUUGAAAUUCUCCACCAGGUGACAAUGGGAGCCCGCGACGAACGAGUGAGAGAUAAAGGCCUGGAAAACUCCAUGUGUUUGGAUGAUUUGACAAACUACGCGAUAAACAGGGAGAUGCUGCUGAAGCAGAAGGAGAAGACACGUCAUUCAAGAGAGAACGAGGGCUCCGGAGUACUAUCUGCGGUAGACCAAGAGUGGAAACAUAAGUCAUCGACAGUUGAGCAACAUGGAACACGUUGGAACCAAGUCAAGCGCAAGGAGGUAGAGUGUGACAAUUGCGGAUCAUGGAAGCAUCGAAACGAUUCGCGUGAAUGUUCGGCUCGGGCGGCUAGAUGCAACCACUGUGGACGCAUAGGCCAUUAUGCAAGAAAGUGCAGGUCGAGAAGAAACGUGCCAUGGAAUAGCAGACGACCUUACCGAAAGUUUGAUGGAGCAAAUUCGUUGCGAGAGGGAGAUCGAUACCACCAUCGCGGACGGAUUGUUGCUCGACGCCCACUACCGGACAUACCGAAGGUGCAUAAGAAAGAUGAUGGAAUAAUUACAUGCAAAAUCGACACUUUUCCGGUGAGUUUCUUAAUAGAUUCCGGGGCGGCCAUAAAUACACUUACUGAGCGAGAUUGGAAUGACUUGUCAAAAAGUGCAGCGAAAAUAUACAAAAAACGCUUCAAUUGUGAUCGACAGUUUACUGCAUACGCAUGUCAGGAGCCUCUGCAGGUAGUCAUGAUUUUCGAGGCAUGGGUCUCAGUAAACGACAACAAACCAAAAACCUACGCAGAAUUUUUCGUCAUCCAAGGAGCGAAAAAGUCACUGCUGUGCAAAAGAACUGCAGAAGAACUCAAGGUACUACAAGUUGGCCUUGAUGUCUGUCACAUUGAAUUGAAAACCAAUGCUUUUCCGAAAUUUCCGAAUGUGCAAGUAAAGCUGUCGGUGGAUCCAAACGUUCCUCCGAGAAAGCUAGCAUACUUGCGUAUACCAGUUGCAAUGGAAGAAAAAGUCGACCAAAAACUCCUUGAAAUGUUGCACAGCGAUGUCAUUGAACCAGCUAUAGGUCCACCUGAAUGGAUAUCACCGAUGGUGGUCGUUCCAAAAGGAAAGAGUGAUAUUCGCAUGUGCAUCAAUAUGAAGUAUCCCAACCAGGCCAUCCAGCGAGAACACUAUCCGCUCCCCAUGAUCGACACAUUACUGAAUAAGCUGCGAGGAUCUAGAUGUUUCUCAAAACUCGAUAUAACUUCCGCUUUUCAUCACAUUGAGCUUCAUCCAGACUCCCGAGGAAUCACGACAUUCAUGACCGGUAGGGGCCUCAUGCGCUUCAAGAGAUUGAUGUUUGGUAUCAAUUGUGCCCCGGAGAUAUUUCAACGGGUUAUGACAGAAAUGCUUUGCGGUAUCGAAGGAAUAAUUGUGUACAUUGACGAUGUGGUGGUUUCCGGAAGAAACCGAGAAGAACAUGAUGCACGUCUGCGGGAAACGCUUGCGGUUCUUAAGGAAAACAAUGCGUUGCUGAACAUGGAAAAUGCGUAUUUGGCGUGGAGAAGCUUGAAAUAUUGGGCUACGAAAUGCCCAGAGACGAAGGAGGAGGUCCGUAGUUUUCUGGGCCUCGUGAACUUUAUCGGACACUUCAUACCAGAUUUGUCAACAAGGACAGAGCCAUUACGUCUAUUCAUUAGAGGUGAGGUAGCUAAUUUCGGCGAGCAUCAACGUGAAGCAUUUGAAGACUUGCGCAAUGAGAUAUCGAACAACGUUCAAAGACUGGGAUUCUUCGAUCCGGCGGAUAAAACUGAGUUAUAUGUCGACGCGUCUCCAGUCGGACUUGGGGCGGUUUUAACGCAAAGAAAUAGCGCAAACGAUGCACGGAUUGUUAGCUUUGCAUCUAAAGGUUUGACGAAGACUGAAAGAGUUUACCCACAAACUCAGCGGGAGGCAUUGGCGGUUGUGUGGGCUGUUGAGAAAUUCUACCCGUAUUUGUUUGGGACGAAAUUCGCGGUAUUCACAGACCAUAAGACGUUGGAGUACAUAUAUGGAGGAAAGCACCAAAACGGAAAGCGAGCUUGCACAAGAGCUGAAGGUUGGGCCCUUCGCCUCCAGCCUUACGAUUUCACGGUCCACCACAUUCCAGGAUCUUCCAACAUCUCGGAUAUAUGUUCUCGGUUGUGUAAGAGUUCAGAUGUCCCAUUCGAUGAAACAACAGAGCACUACUUAUGUUCCAUCGGAGAGAUCCAUAAUGCUAUUACUCUUGAAGAAAUUAAAACCGAAACAGCUCGUGAUGAAACCCUGUCUGCGGUUAUCAGGGCAUUAGCAACUAAAGAUUGGUCUAAAGAGUUAUUCCGCUAUCAGGCUUUCGAAAAAGAGCUAGGAGUGAUCGAAGAUAUAGUCGUUAGGGAGGAUAGAAUUAUCUUACCACUGAAAUUGCGCCAGAGAGCCCUGGGAAUCGCUCACCGUGGCCACCCAGGAAUAGUGGCUAUGCGCCGAAAUCUACGAGACAAAGUAUGGUGGCCGUGUAUGGACCGAGACGUUGGGGAAUUUGUACAGCAAUGUGCUGGUUGUGCUGCCGUAAGUCGAAUGGAUGUGACUGAACCAAUGCAACGGAAAUUAAUGCCAAAACCGAGCAUGGCAAGAGAUAGCGAUAGAUUUUUCUCUGCUAAAGAGUGUGCUACAUUUUGGUCGUCAUUGACUACUAUAGCCGCUUCACGAAGGUUGUUGAGAUGA